GGGAUGGGGGAACUGCUGGGCCAAUUUUAAAGAGAAACAAAUUUAGCCCAAGUUAUGUUCCGUAAUCAGCCUCGGACAAGGCCUGAACUGACCAGAACAAGCCUGUUUGAUCCGCAAUUUAUUAAUAAUAUAUAUAGAGAGAGAGAUCAAAACUCGCCCAUCAUCGUUUUCCAUCGGCAACCCAAAUCCCCGAGAGAACACACAAAAUAGGGUUUUCUUCAUAGGAUUUCGGUGUUAACUUGUUAGCUCAAUUCAAAAAAACAUUGAUGAGGCCGAUACUAAUGAAAGGGCAUGAGCGGCCCCUGACGUUUCUCAAGUACAAUCUCGACGGAGAUAUGCUUUUCUCCUGCGCCAAGGACCAUAAUCCGACCGUCUGGUUCGCCGACAAUGGCGAGCGACUCGGCACCUACCGUGGCCACAACGGCGCCGUUUGGUCCUGCGAUAUCUCCAGGGAUUCAUUGAGACUUUUAACCGGAAGUGCAGAUCAGACUGCAAAGUUAUGGGAUGUUACAACUGGAACUCCACUUUAUACGUUUAAUUUUGAAUCACCUGCUAGGUCUGUCGAGUUUUCUGUUGGUGAUAAAUUAGCAGUUAUCACUACAGAUCCUUUUAUGGUAUAUACCUCUGCUAUUCACGUCAAAAGAAUUUCUAGAGAUCCAGAAGACCAGACUGCUGAAUCAGUUCUCACCAUCAAGGGGCCGCAGGGAAGAAUCAACAGAGCAGUUUGGGGACCCCUAAACAGUACGAUCAUAAGUGCUGGUGAAGAUGCAACAAUUCGUAUCUGGGAUUCUGAGACCGGGAAAUUACUGAAAGAAUCCGACAAGGAGGAAGGCCACAAAAAAACUAUUACCUCACUUACAAAAUCCGCUGAUGGUUCACAUUUCCUCAGUGGCUCCCUGGAUAAGUCUGCUAAGCUUUGGGACACCAGAACAUUGAAACUUAUCAAAACAUACGCGACGGAACGUCCUGUGAAUGCAGUUGCAAUGUCUCCCCUUCUUGAUCAUGUGGUACUUGGUGGUGGCCAAGAUGCAUCAGCUGUUACAACCACUGAUCAUCGUGCUGGAAAGUUUGAGGCUAAAUUUUACGAUAAGAUCCUAACUGAAGAGAUAGGAGGAGUGAAAGGACAUUUUGGACCAAUAAAUGCCCUGGCAUUUAAUCCAGAUGGAAGAAGUUUUGCAAGUGGAGGCGAGGAUGGUUAUGUGAGGUUGCACCAUUUUGAUCCAGAUUACUUCACCAUCAAGAUAUAAAAGCGUCUUGAUUGUGCUAUUCCUGCCUUGGAACCUUGUAAUGUAAUGAAAUUUUGAAAGCUUGGGCUCGUAUUUCCCUAUUGGAGCUCAAACUACAAGGUUCUUUAGAAAAUUUUAUGUAUUUUCAACCUGUGAUAUUUAUAUUUCUUUCCAUUUGCGUUUUUGUUGGAACCAGUUGAGGAAAUAAUUUAUUCAUGUUGUUCAAUCCCCGAUGCUUUAAAGAGAUUCAAACCUCAGGCAUUAAUAAUCUUAGUUUCUUUCGAAUUUCUAUUCUCUUUUGGCGUUCAGAAAAAGAUGGAUCUGUGUUUAUGCUUUUGAAAUGAAAUUUCUGGUGAGAAGGCAAAAACGUCAAAUGCUUCAAUUUAUUCUUACUCCAGGUGAAUGAUGAGUCGGUGACCUUCAACCCUGAGGACAUAGUCUGGUUAUUUCAUUUGAAAUGAA
This is a messenger RNA of Striga asiatica, 1688 nucleotides long. Lineage: Eukaryota; Viridiplantae; Streptophyta; Magnoliopsida; Lamiales; Orobanchaceae. The record is from the annotation of a GenBank genome assembly.